Chaetura pelagica (chimney swift) is the source of this 1066-nucleotide messenger RNA. RefSeq names its product superoxide dismutase 2, mitochondrial (gene SOD2). Gene Ontology annotation, cellular component: mitochondrion. Gene Ontology annotation, biological process: superoxide metabolic process. Bases 1 to 687 code for a protein of 228 amino acids. Gene Ontology annotation, molecular function: metal ion binding; superoxide dismutase activity. The record is from RefSeq and is a predicted model, not a curated record. NCBI's taxonomy places the organism in Eukaryota, Metazoa, Chordata, Aves, Apodiformes, Apodidae. The transcript has 5 exons.
AUGUCGAGUAAGACUGCUUCCUUCUGUUUUUUCUCUUCUAGGAGUGGUGCCAAGUUGACAGCACCCUUGGGAUGCUUGGUCUCUAGGCAAAAGCACACUCUUCCUGACUUGCCUUACGACUAUGGUGCUCUGGAGCCUCAUAUUAAUGCAGAAAUCAUGCAGCUGCACCACAGCAAACAUCAUGCCACCUACGUGAACAACCUGAAUGUUGCUGAGGAGAAAUACAAAGAGGCACUGGCAAAAGGUGAUGUUACAACUCAGGUGUCACUUCAGCCUGCACUGAAGUUCAAUGGUGGGGGUCAUAUCAAUCACACCAUCUUCUGGACAAACCUUUCUCCUAAUGGAGGAGGAGAGCCUAAAGGAGAAUUGAUGGAAGCGAUCAAACGUGACUUUGGUUCCUUUGCAAACUUCAAGGAGAAGCUGACAGCCGUAUCAGUUGGUGUUCAAGGAUCAGGCUGGGGGUGGCUUGGCUAUAACAAAGAACAAGGACGCCUACAAAUAGCAGCUUGUGCAAAUCAAGACCCUUUGCAAGGAACAACAGGUCUCAUUCCUUUGCUAGGAAUCGAUGUAUGGGAACAUGCUUAUUAUCUUCAAUAUAAAAAUGUUCGACCUGAUUAUUUGAAAGCCAUCUGGAAUGUGAUCAACUGGGAGAAUGUAUCUUCAAGAUAUGCAACUUGCAAAAAAUAGAGUGGAAUUGUUACACAGACUACCAAAAUGUCACCAGUUCUACUCUGAUACCACUCUUGUAGUAGUACGUGUGGCUUACAAGUGAAUUGCUCUACUGCAGAAAACACUUCGCUCAUCCAACAAAAGCAUUUAAUAAUCAGGCAAAUUGUCUGCUUGUUUAAUUCUGUGAGAGGUAUUUGCUUAGAUUUUUGAAGCUUUAAACUGUUGUGCAGCAGAGAGACACUUUAAAUAAUCUUUCCAUUGCAUAUAAAAUCAUAGAUCACCUUGGUGAAGCUUAUUGAGGUAAUGGAUUUCCUUGUUGCACUAAAAUACCUAAGUGGAAAGAUGUACUUCAUGUUGCUAUAAACAAAUAAAUGUCAAAAGAAGAAUCUUCUAUAAC